AUGGAAUACCACUGGGUACUGUUUUCUGUCUUGUUGCAGUUAUCCUUCCAAACAGGUAGCGCCAGACCCACCAUCACCCCCAGAGGCCUCCACCUGGUCAUUCCACUCAACAUCCCCUUCAGCCUGCUUUGCCAGGGUGACCAGGUGGUGCAGUGGAAGCGGGAGGAUCGCCCCAAACUGAGGGGCGAGGAGCGGACUAAUGGGUCGUCCGUCCUGAAAAUUCCCAGAGCUCAGCCUGGCCACAUGGGCCGAUACAUCUGUCUGGAGGAGAGAACCGGAGAGCAGAGCUCUAUCUACGUCUACGUCAAAGAUCCUGAUAAUGUCUUUAGAAAGACCAUUGUGUUCAGUAUCCUGACUCGUGCGGGAGACAGUGCCUCCAUCCCCUGCCUAGCAACCGACCCGAGAGUGGUCAACCUGCGCUUGGAGUCAUGCCAUGGCGGUGCCCUCCCUAAUGAUCUCCACUAUGCUGCCAGCCUGGAGCGGGGCAUGGUUAUCUAUGACACUAAGAAGGCCUUUGAGGGCUGUUACAUCUGCACUGGCAGACUGGGCGGUGCCCUCGUUAAAUCACACAGCUAUGAUCUGACUGUGCGACCAGUCCCAGAUGUGCCCCCUGUGAUUGAGUUGCGUGGGCCCAAGAGGGUGGUCCUGACGCGGGGCCAGAAUCUCACCCUGACCUGCAGCACCACCAACGUCAACGGAGACAUCAAGCUGAAGUGGGCCGCUCCGCCGGGCACGCAACCGGCAGUGGAGAAUGGCUCACGCAUCCUGACUGAGCCCAUCACACACGUCCGCAGCGCUACACUCCAAGUCAACUCUGUCGGGACACAGAAUUCUGGGAGAUAUCGAUGUGAGGGUCAGAAUGAGAGGGGGAUCAGCUCUGAGUCAAUCUGGCUGGACGUCUAUGAUAGAGGUUUCAUCAACCUGGCUCCGUCAGAUAACAGUUCUGUGCGCGUGCGUGCUGGGGAGAGUCUGUCCCUGCAUGUGGACAUGGAGGCCUAUCCCAAACCACACACCUUCUCCUGGAGCUUCUCAGGCCAGCAGCUGAGGAACACCUCUGAUCAUGUCAUCACCAAACAGAACCACCAACACAGGUACAACAGUGAGCUCAGGCUGGUGCGUUUGAAAAUGUCAGAGAGUGGAGUCUACACCUUUUAUGCCUCCAAUGGUGAUGCAACAAUCAAUCAGUCAUUUACCGUCUACGUUAUCAGUAAACCAGAGAUUGUAUCUCAUGAUGGCCCAGUUGAUGGACAGGUGCGAUGUGUAGCUGAGGGAUACCCUGCCCCACAGAUCACCUGGUACUACUGUGAACAGCCUUAUAUGAGGUGCUCCCACCAGAUGAACGCCACUCAGGAGGAGCAGGACAUUGUCACGGUGACGUUGUUGAGUCCUUCCUUUGGGAAGACGGAGGUGGAGAGCAGGCUGAACAUCACCACAGGAAGAUUCCACACGCUGGAGUGUGUGGCCACCGUGGAGGGAGAGCAGGACUUCACACUGUUCUCUAUCAGUGAAAGAACAGUUCCCCAUGAGCUCUUCACACCUCUGCUGAUUGGCAUAGUGUCAGCAACCGCCCUCCUCAUCCUCAUCCUCAUAGUGCUCUUCUACAAGUACCUGCAGAAACCCAAAUACCAGAUCCAGUGGAAAGUCAUUGAAGGUAUCCACGGAAACAACUACGUGUAUAUUGACCCUACCCAGCUCCCAUACGAUCACGAGUGGGAGUUCCCCCGGGACAAACUGCGUUUCGGGAAAACUCUGGGCUCCGGAGCCUUCGGGAAGGUAGUGGAGGCUACUGCUUAUGGAAUGUCCAAAGCUGAUACAGUGAUGACAGUGGCGGUCAAAAUGCUCAAACCCAGUGCCCAUGCCACUGAGAAGGAGGCUCUGAUGUCAGAGCUGAAAGUUCUCAGUUACCUGGGAAACCACAUGAACAUUGUCAACCUGCUGGGAGCCUGUACUGUUGGAGGCCCAACCCUGGUGAUCACAGAGUAUUGCUGCUUCGGUGACCUCCUCAACUUUCUGAGAAGGAAGAGGGAGACGUUCUUUUGUGACACGUUAGGGGAGGACUGCUACUACAGGAAUGUCAUGCUGCAGAGGGAGACAGCUACAGCUUGAGACAGCAGGAAUGGAUACAUGGAUAUGAGGCCUUCUGUCGCUGGUGUCCUGCCCAAUGGCUUCUCCUCAGAGAAGAGAAUCUCGAUACGCAAACCAGGUGGUUCCAGUAGUGAGCCUGAUGUUGUGAGUGAGAUGCUCCAUGAGGACAGUCUCUCUCUGGACACUGAGGAUCUGCUCAGCUUCUCCUAUCAAGUGGCCAAAGGCAUGGACUUCCUGGCUUCCAAAAAUUGCAUCCACAGAGACCUGGCUGCCCGGAACAUUCUGCUGACUCAGGGGCGAGUGGCAAAGAUCUGUGACUUCGGCCUGGCCCGUGACAUCACCACAGACUCCAACUAUGUAGUCAAAGGCAAUGCUCGCCUCCCAGUCAAGUGGAUGUCUCCAGAGAGCAUCUUUGAAUGUGUGUACACAUUUGAGAGUGACGUAUGGUCCUAUGGCAUCUUGCUCUGGGAAAUCUUCUCACUCGGAAGCAGUCCAUAUCCUGGGAUGCUUGUGGACUCAAAGUUCUACAAAAUGAUUAAGGAAGGAUAUAGAAUGGAUGCACCAGAGUUUGCACCGAGUGAAAUGUAUGAGAUAAUGAGGUCGUGCUGGGACUCGAACCCCUUUAAGAGACACUCCUUCAGCAAGGUGGUGGAGAGGAUUGAACAACAGCUGUCAGACACCACCAAACACAUCUAUCUGAACUUCAGCUCCAGGUUUCCGGUCACAAUGGGGCAACAGGUUACCAGUGUGGACCAGGGGACGCAGAAUGCCAACAUCCUUUGCCUCAACUCUGUGGGCAGCAGCAAUGCCUCCACUCAGCCCCUAUUGGCCAGCGCCAGCGAUGACAUCUUUCUGGGGGAGAUGGCCACCGGGCUCAGGGUCCACCAGGUGUAAGGCCCCACCCACGAUGGCUGCCCCAUAAAGUGCCUGUUCAGUGCCAUCCCGAACACCCACCACACCCUAUUCCAAUCAUAUACUGUGUCUAGCUAUUAGCCACCCCCUCCCAACCUUAUGCCUAGCAGUUAGCCUCCCCCUUCAGACCGAGGUUUAAAGAAGGAUCCUCUCGAAACCUCUGCUCCUGGCCGCCAUAGGGGGUACCGUUCCUUGAUCAUUACUGCAUAUCAAUUUUGAUGUGCUGUUUGAAAUGGACAGUAUAGUUUAUAGCUCCAUAGUAGUGCUAUUUUCAGAGGACUUUCCUCAAUGUUGCUGUUACUGUAUCUUAUAUGUUUCAUACAAUGUUUUUGUUUGUUUCACAUUUCCGUUGUCAAUGUAUUAAACUGAAUUACUAUGUUGUUUUGUUUUAAAUAUAUUUUUUUCUAAAACGAAAUAAUGUAGCAUUUAUAAUGGUUGAAAUACAAUUAUCGUUGGAGGUGAAAGUACUUGAAAUGUAACAUCUUUCCAGAUGUAGGCAUCAUGUAAUGAAGUUUUCAGUUGACCUUUUUUUCUGUUGCAUCUUUAAAAAAUAUAAUGUUAGUAUUAUUCCACAAGUUCAGUUUUGGUGAUUAUGUGAAGGAGAGACAUUUCUAGGACCAAUGGCUGAAAUUAUAUUCAGUAGGUUAAAUCUCAAAACGUCUCAAUCUAAUGAACCGAUAAGCAUGGUACUAUGACUGUUUAUAUGUGUAUAUAUUGACCUUGUGUAUGACUCGUAAUAAGUGUAUGAUGUGAAAGGUAGCAUUAGCUUAGAUUCAGCAAAGGUUGCUUGCUGGAGAAUCCUUGUAAAUAUGUAAAUAUGUUGCUUGUGUCGGCACCUCUUCUGUCUUUUACAGUAUGUGACCCUUGUUUACAUUUGUCAUCAGACAGGUACUGCCAUAUCACUAUGGGGUUUCUUUAGUUUAAAAACUGUCACCAAAGAUGGGGAAGGUUGAAACAGUGCAUGGUUAGGAUGAGCAUACUGUAUAAGGGAAAGGUGAUUAGCCAGUGGAUGCUUUCUACUCUUAAAGAUUGUUAAAGAAGGCUUUCUGUUUUGAGACAAAAAGUCAAUGAUGCUCGUUUCAAAUGCCAAUGUGAAGCUUGCAGAACAAACCAAAAACUGUUCUGAGAAAAAGCCAAUGGGAGGAAUGCUGCUCAGAUGAAUAGCCAAUUUGGUGUUCGAUGUUAGAGCUGUCUAAUCAAACAAGGUUGUGACAUGUCUUAUAGCUCCCUACAGUCCUGUGGGCAGUUCCCUCAGUGCUCCCAUCCCAUCCACCAGUAGCUAAUUUCUCAGCCUUCCCUCCGCUCUUUAUGUCCAGCUGCUUCCUCUGACGGAAGUGUCACUUCCACCAUCUCUCAGCCAGAGCUCUGUAUCACUUCAGACUCCCAUCACUAGGACUUCCCUCUUCCCACACUGAGAUAUUGUUGUGAAGAGCACCUGGAAAUGCACAGACUGAAAGUGUGUGCGUCUGUGUGUCUGUGUGUGUAGGUGCCACAGUAUGAAAUGUAUGACAUUUACCCAUCUCGCUUUUCAACCCUGUCUCCUUCUCAAAGCUGGCUCUUUGUAAAUAUGUGUGUGAAUACAAUGUAAAGUAAUGUGGAUGCUGUCUUAAAUGUUUUAUUUUCUAUUAAUAUGGUAUAUUUAAUGCACACCUCUGAUAUUCUGUAAUAUAAAACAUUUCCUACCACAAAUAGAUACACAGAGAUACAUCCAUUAAAUAUAUACUGUACAUCUUCUUCUUUGGAGGUAAGCUGCUUGUUUUUCUGUUUUCUUGUGACAACUGUAGAUGUCUUUGUUUGGACAUUGCUGUAGAUUCCUUGUGUAGUGUCAUUUUCCCCUUGGCUAACCAUCACAUGCUGUCUUCUACAAGCAGGCCAAAACAUUUGUUCUUUAUUUUCAAAUGCUUUUGUACAGCUUUGCCUUGAAAAUCAGGUUUGUUUUCAGCCCCAAACAGGAACACUUCAUACUUUCAUGGCAAUAGCAAAUAUUGUUCUAAUUUGGCUAAUUACAAGCAAGGACGAGUAGAGCUGUAGGGCAAUGACUCACAUCAAUGCAAUGCUCAUUCCCCAUUCCCCCUUCUGUCACAUGGAAUUGGAGACCUCAAAAUAGGUAAUUACACACUAAUAAUAUAGUAGUUACAUGUUUAUCUGUGUCAUUCAUCACACUGUUAAAGAUAGCACAACCAAAAUAUUGUCUGAUUAUCCCUAACAAGGUUACGCUGGAAAAGUUGAUAUAAUAUGAUGCUUGUUUUCAAACUUUUAGGACAUUUGUAUUUUCCUCCUAUUCAAAGAUAAGUUUAUUUUGUAUAUUUGUUGUAUAUUUAUUUUACAAGAGACAAAGUUGUUUGUUGUGCACAUUUGCAAUGUGUUGCUAUCUCUUGUGUUACUGUA
Messenger RNA from Salvelinus namaycush (lake trout), 5385 nucleotides. Its product is annotated as mast/stem cell growth factor receptor Kit-like. NCBI's taxonomy places the organism in Eukaryota, Metazoa, Chordata, Actinopteri, Salmoniformes, Salmonidae. The transcript has 21 exons. Gene Ontology annotation, biological process: Fc receptor signaling pathway; positive regulation of MAP kinase activity; Kit signaling pathway. The record is from RefSeq and is a predicted model, not a curated record. Gene Ontology annotation, molecular function: cytokine binding; transmembrane receptor protein tyrosine kinase activity; ATP binding. Gene Ontology annotation, cellular component: signaling receptor complex.